AUGGCGACAAACACCGAUGACGAUGGGUUCUCAGCGCCACCAGUUUCCCGUUCUUUGGCUCCGAGGCCACCGAGCAUCAUAUCUUCUCGAAUGACGGACAUCGCGAGUGAAGACGGCGACGAAUCCGAGGCGCAAAAGAAUCGAAUGAGUCUUCCCCGGAGUACAGAUUUGGGCUCGCGGCCUGACACUGCACGAACCGGAGCAUCCUCUCGGGGCCCAUGGCCGAGCCAGUCGUUGCGAAACAAGACAUAUCUCUCCGGAGUACAAGCCAAGAGAGGGAGCGUCGAGAGUUCGACUGCUGGUUCGACCACUCAGGCACCAAGUUUGUCAAGCCGAAGCCAUGCCCCAUCGUUGACGUCGCAUGCUUUCUUCCGCCCUAUGAGCUCGCAGAAACUCCAGGCGCAAAGAGGAGGAACUCAUCGUCCGUCAACGAUGACCCAAAUGUCUCCCGCAUCACCUACGUCACCAACGUCUCCAACGUCUCCAACGUCCCCAAUAUCACUAACGUUCGAUGAACAUGGUGAGGCUAGCGGUAGCCAAACGCGACAGAGUAUCAUAUCGAAUCCGAUUGCGCAAUUGCAGCGACAAACAAGCCUCGACGAAAACAUGCGGUCCCCACCAUCCCGCGGCACCGAAAUGACCGAGCAAGAAACUUUGGAUAGAAUAACGGCGAAUACAAGCCCAAGCCAUGGCCAUUAUCCCGCCGGAAGUUUGACGGAUAGUGUCCGUCCUCUUCAGGGCAAAUAUUCAGAUAUGGGGCAUUUUCAGCACAGUAUCAAUAUAGACAAGAGCUACAAGGAUCUUUCCAAUCUGCCCAGCCCGAUUAAAUCACCACGGUCGUUCCGCUCGAGUUUUCUCAUGCCUGGCCGAAGUAAUGAUGGACAGCUGAGCCAGAACCGAAGUACCGAAGGAGCCGAGAAACUCUCAUCGGCCGCAUCAUCGCCGCAAUUCAGGCCUAUAGACUCUCACAACAGUCAACAUCCGCGCGUUCCCCACAAGCCAAGCCAAAAGUCAGACCUCGGGCGUGUUCACCAAUAUUUUGAUGGAAACACGGUAUUCUGUUUAGGUGGUCGCUGGCAAAACACGAGAGGGAGACCUAUUAAUGUUGCGACUGGUGUCUUUAUCGUUAUCCCUUGUGCCCUGUUCUUUGGGUUUGAGGCGCCUUGGUUAUGGAAGAAUGUAUCACCCGCGAUACCUAUUGUGUUUGCAUACCUUGCGUAUAUAUGCUUUUCUUCCUUCGUCCACGCCUCUGUUACUGACCCUGGUAUUCUGCCUCGAAACCUUCACCAAUUCCCCCCUGUAGAUGACAAUGACGAUCCCCUUCAACUCAGCCCCCCGACGACAGACUGGGCACUGAUAAAAUCUGCCGAAUCUUCAACGGCCGCGAUGGAAGUUCCUGUUAAGCACUGUAGAACCUGCAACAUCUGGCGACCACCGCGUGCUCACCACUGUCGCUUGUGCGAUAACUGCAUCGAGACACACGAUCAUCACUGCGUGUGGCUUAAUAACUGUGUCGGAAAACGCAACUACCGAUAUUUCUUUACUUUUGUUACCUCUGCGACUAUCCUCGCUGCUUACCUCAUUGCCACUUCUCUCACACAAAUUCUUCUUUACAAAAACCGCGAGGGGGUGUCAUUCGGCAAAGCUAUCGAUCAUUUCCGAGUCCCCUUUGCUCUCGUUUUCCUUGGCUUUAUGACCUUCCUCUACCCUGCUGCUCUUAUGGGAUACCACAUAUUCCUUAUGGCACGAGGCGAAACAACUAGAGAGUACAUGAACUCGCACAAGUUUGCUAAGAAGGAGCGUUUCCGAGCAUUCUCUCAAGCCAGUGUUAUCAAGAACUUCCUUAUUGUUCUUUGCCGCCCACGACAACCUACGUAUUAUCAGUUUAAGGCUCAUUAUCACGAAGGCGAUCAGCGUCUGGGUAUUCGAAGAGACAUGCGACCACGAUCAAGCUCCCAGGGAUUGGAGAUGCACGACGUCAACCCUGGAGGAUCCAGUUUUCAGGGUCCAGUGUCUCUGAGAAACGAAAGCAACCAUUAG
Messenger RNA from Fusarium sp. VM40, 2040 nucleotides. The record is from the annotation of a GenBank genome assembly. NCBI's taxonomy places the organism in Eukaryota, Fungi, Ascomycota, Sordariomycetes, Hypocreales, Nectriaceae.